Messenger RNA from Euleptes europaea (tarantolino), 1126 nucleotides. RefSeq names its product gamma-glutamylamine cyclotransferase (gene GGACT). The transcript has 2 exons. The record is from RefSeq and is a predicted model, not a curated record. NCBI's taxonomy places the organism in Eukaryota, Metazoa, Chordata, Lepidosauria, Squamata, Sphaerodactylidae. Gene Ontology annotation, molecular function: gamma-glutamylaminecyclotransferase activity. The coding region runs from base 1 to 471 and encodes 156 amino acids.
AUGGCCCGUGUCUUUGUUUACGGAACCCUUAAGAAAGGGCAGCCGAACUACCAUAGCAUGACAGACAGGACUCAUGGAACAGCCAAGUUCCAGGGCCGAGGACUCACCGUGGAGAAAUAUCCUCUGGUGAUUGCAGGGAAAUACAACAUUCCUUUUUUGCUGAACACCCCAGGAACGGGGCACCGUGUUGCAGGAGAGAUUUACUGUGUUGACGACCAGAUGCUGCAAUUCCUUGAUGAAUUCGAAGACUGCCCUAACAUGUAUCAGCGUACUCCGAUGAGAAUUGAAAUACUUGAGUGGGAAGGUACAAGCAGCGCACCUGAAGAGAGGCCAGCUGUUAACAGCAUUCUGGAAUGCGAUGUGUACAGCACUACAACUUACCAGCCUGAAUGGAUAAAUCUCCCUUACUAUGCCAAUUACGAUUCUUUUGGGAAACACGGACUUCUGUACAAUGAAGAGGACUCUGGCUGAAGAGAUCUUUGUGAGUCCAGCUCACUCUCCUAAGACUUUUCUUGAAUCAUCUGAUAAAGACUUAAUGAUUGUGACAGGAUGUCUUCAAUGUUAGGCUUACAAAACAGUCACAAGCCCCGCCAGUCUUUUUGAUAAACCCAAUCGGCGCUGAUGUAUUUCUCCGCUCUGUCUAAUUGGUGUAAAGUUUGCAGAUCUGAGUCUCAUAUCUUUCGCCCAGCUUGCUGCGUCCUCUCCUUUGACACCGGGUCAAGGUUCACAUUUGCAUCCGAUUAUCAAAGUGGCAUUCAUUAAGCAGUGGCCUGCUUUGCACCAAAGAGUUAGCUUGAAGGAAAAGCUCGGCCCAUUUACUCAGCAGAUUUUAGCAUUUUAAGGAGGCCCAAAUGUCACACAGUAUUGCUACGUUCUGAAGAGUUUCAGACAUCUCCAGCUGAUGAUUAAUUGUGAGUGAUGGGAAAUAAAAUCCAGUAAAGCCAGCUGCUUGCCAUGGUCGGCAAAAUUACUAUAAUGGAUAUAGGCUGCCAAUUUUCCAGUUUUACUGGCAAGUCUUCCAAGUGUAAUUAAGGGAAGUUAUAAAUGAUAUGGAAAUCUAUCAAGUCCCAUUUAUUUUCAGAGGUCUCUUUCCCCAGGGACUUUUAUCUUCUAGCUUAUAGUUUGC